Messenger RNA from Toxotes jaculatrix (banded archerfish), 2572 nucleotides. Its product is annotated as GTPase IMAP family member 9-like. The record is from RefSeq and is a predicted model, not a curated record. Gene Ontology annotation, molecular function: GTP binding. The transcript is spliced from 2 exons. The coding region runs from base 195 to 1238 and encodes 347 amino acids. NCBI's taxonomy places the organism in Eukaryota, Metazoa, Chordata, Actinopteri, Toxotidae.
GUACAGAAGCCAGUCUCAUGGAAUGAGAUUCGACUUGAUGGUUGAUGAUAAGGUUGAUGGAAAACUGCCAACUUAACAGUGGUUAUAUAGCAUUUGUCUCCAAAUAGAUUCAGUGCUCACAUGUGUACCGAAGAAAGCAGAACUGUUAGAAAUUAGACAGAACUUUUAGACAUCGGUGUGAAAUCUGUAAAACCAUGGCUCGCGAUCUUCAGAGUAAAAGGCUGACACCUGCUGCACAGGAGGCAACCGUGAGGAACAAGAACAAAGAUUUUGCUCCACAUGAAGAAAUUCGAAUGGUGCUGAUUGGAAGGACAGGAAAUGGGAAGAGCACAUCGGGAAACACCAUCCUAAAUUCAAAGGUUUUUAGGUCAGCCCCCACUGCAGUGUCUGUGACAUCAGAGUGUGAGAAGGCCAGAGGAGUGGUGUGUGGAUACACGGUUGCAGUGAUUGACACACCAGGAAUUUAUGACACAAGGUACAAAGACGACGAGGUGUUCAGAAAGCUGAGUGAAUGUAUCUCUCUCUGCGCUCCUGGUCCUCAUGUGUUCCUGAUUGUGAUCAAGGUGGACAGAUUCACAAAGGAAGAACAGGAAACUGUUGAACUCCUGCAGAUGACGUUUGGUGACAAGGCUGCAGAUUACUUCAUGGUUCUCUUUACCCAUGGCGAGAAGCUGGAAAGCAUGAGCAUUAAAGAAUUUGUAAGUCAAAGUCAACCACUUAGCAGUUUUCUUGCUAAAUGUAAAGGGCGAUAUCAUGUCUUCAGUAACACUGCUCCCAGUGACACUCAGGUACCUGAGCUACUUGCAAAGGUAAGACGGAUGGUCGGUCGUAAUAGAGGAACAUUUUACACAAAUGCAAUGUUCCAGGAGGCUGAGAGAUUGAUCCAAGAACAAGCAGAGAGGAUCCUGAAGGCCAAUGCUGAGCAAAAACGCAGAGAAGAGGAAAAACUGAGGGGCAAAUAUGAAGGAGAAAAGCUGCAGGAAAAACUAAACAGGCUUGACAAAUCUUAUACAAGAAAAUCAAGAGAAAAGGCUGAGAAGAAAAACAAAUUUAUUGUAGGUGGUGUGAUUGUGACGACUGCUGAAGCGGGUGCUGUAAUAGGGGGUGCAGCAGCAGCUGCUGGAGGUCCACUCUGCAUGGGCAUUGGAGCAGUAGUGGGUGGAGUGGUUGGGGCAGUAGCGGGAGCCUUGGCACCAUCAGCGGUAAUAGCUCUGAAAAAUAAAUGUGCUGUCCAAUAAAACAUAUUGCAAGUGCUGCAGUGACAUGGUCAGCAUACUCAAGAGCAGAAAUGUACUGACCAUUCUUUUUUGUGUCAUUUUCUAUGGCAGACUGUGCUGUCAUAGUCAAAAUAUUUUCAUUGCUGGCUGUCAUUGCAUACUUGUUACAAACUAUGAUAGGCAAUGUUUGUUGGAAGCAGCUGUUGCCAACAAACUCCGACGAUUAACCCACAAUCACAGGUUUGGAUGAAACAACAACUGAGUCUUAGAUUCUACUCAGCAUUAGUAUUGCAUGCCAUCAGACAUAGUUAUGUUGAAGUCUGACAUGGAAACAUGUAACUUAAAGCUGCACACAACAAUAUUUUUACAUUAACACAGGAAUGAGUGGCAUUUCAUGUGAAAGCAGUCACUGAUCAUGAUGAUUAUUACCUAACUCUACAGUGCAUUUUAGCUUCUUUCAAAUCAUUGUUCUAGUUUUAUGACCAGCAACUUCAAUGUUUUGUUUAACUCUCCCUGUUUUUAGCAAGUAUGCUGUGACAAAUCUACUGGAAGCUGCUUGCCCAUGCACAAAACAAGAUCUGGGCAUAGAAAGAUCCAGGAAUUUUCCUCAGGAGAUUAUAGGGACCAAACCAGAGCUAAAGUUUAGAGUUAAUAUUGGACUAACAUUUAUCACGUGGACAGAAAAACGUCUCCAAAUGAAUGCUAAUGACUCUCAGUUUUUACUGGAGGUCUAAAUAGGAAACAGUUUGCUAACACACAUGAUCUAUCAGUUUUAUAAAAUGAUAUCUUCAGUGUUCAUGCACAGCUUGUUGUGCUGCCCCCUGGUGACAACAAGCCAUAUCCACAAUUCAUUGAUCCAUGGAAUUUAGCAAUUUUAUGUAAAGGUUUUGCUUAAAAUUAUUAUUAUGUAUGUGUUCUCUCAAAUUAUCCACACUUGUUUUGUGCCUGUACAGUUUAUUGUAAAAGAUUUUUGCUUUUCAUAAUGUACAAGAAGCAAAAGAAAAAGAGAAAUCAGACAAAAGCUGCAUUUAGCAUUUUGUUCAUUUUAGUCAUCUGUUUGUAUGUGUAUGUGUGUGUGUGUAUCUGUGUGUAAAGCCUCAGGUGGGCAAGUAACAGUCACAUUUAUGAAGUGUCUUUUAAUGGCUACAGUGACAUCAAAGUGUUUUUUGCUAUCUAUGCCAAAGAGCUGUUGCAGACAGAUGGGAAGUGGAUGCGUUGCAAAGAACUGUUCACAAUGAGAAGAGACAUGGAAAUACUGCAGGCACACAGGCAGACAGUAGUCCUGUAUAAUACACAAACAAAGCACUCUAAUUUACAAAGCAAUCUGUGUGAACAAAUAAAAUUAUAAAAUUGUU